AUGACGUCAAUUAAACCGUUUCAAUUAGAAGAUUUAUUUGAACUAAACCCAGUCAAUUUAGAUCCAUUAACAGAGAAUUUCAACAUUUCAUUCUAUUCCCAAUACUUGACUGAUUGGCCACAGUUGUUUUAUAAAUCAGUUGAAACCCCCAAUAACGAAUCAAGUGGAUAUAUGAUGGCUAAAACAGAAGGUAAAUUAUCCAAAAAAGAAUGGCACACUCAUAUAACUGCCGUUACUGUAAGUGAUAAAUAUCGUAGAAUCGGUUUGGCUUCGAAAUUAUGUUUAGAAUUGGAAAAUUUGACUCAAGUUAAAGAUACUUUAUUCAUUGAUUUAUUUGUUAAAGUUACUAAUACUUUGGGUAGAAUCUUGUAUGAAAAAUUGGGGUAUAGUGUUUAUAGAAGAGUGGUUGGGUACUAUGGUCGAGAAAUGCCAGAGGAUAGAAAUAAAAUUGAUGAUGAUAUAGAUGCAUUUGAUAUGAGAAAACUGUUACCAAGAGAUGUUGAUAAUGAGACAAUACGUAAUAAUGGUGAAAAAGUCUAUGUGCUACCUAAUGAAGUAGUUUUCUAG
Molecule: messenger RNA, 567 nt
Organism: Candida tropicalis MYA-3404
Lineage: Eukaryota; Fungi; Ascomycota; Pichiomycetes; Serinales; Debaryomycetaceae
Product: peptide alpha-N-acetyltransferase complex B subunit
Exons: 1
Coding region: 1-567 (188 amino acids)
Biological process (GO): N-terminal peptidyl-methionine acetylation
Cellular component (GO): NatB complex
Molecular function (GO): protein-N-terminal amino-acid acetyltransferase activity
Source: RefSeq, a predicted model, not a curated record